AACACACAGUAGUUAUAUUUUCGUAUGCUGCACAAUUUGAAGAUGAGAAGGUUCUUCUUAGAACAUUAUCAUGCCACACUUAGAAGUGUCUUGAUUGCCGCGGAAUUGGGAAAUGACGCGUCUACUAUAUUUUACAUGCAUGUAAAGCAUGCUGAGACCGUAACCGGUGAAAACGGUGGCGUGCAACACAUAGAAUGUUGCGGGUACGGCAAUACUAGGCAGAACUAAACAGUAGAGGAAUAUGUCGGAGAAUUUGUUAGAGUAAGUCGGCAGCGUAGAUUUAGUUUUUGCUCUUUAGAUUUGAAGAGCAAUCUUCGAGAUAGUCCUAUAGGUGUUUAGCAAAUAGAAAGUCUAGAACUUUUUCGUGUCUUUCGCUUCUGUUACAAGGCGAUGAAAAGUUCGUAAAUCUUCUUCAAACAGCUCUACUUCCAAAGCACUUUCGGUCGAAGCUGUAGCCGGGUAAGAGGUAUGAACUGAAGCUCAAUCUCAUUAACUGGCAUCUUGUAUUUCAUAUGACUCUGUGAUCUUCAGUUACAAGCAACUACUGUAGAAGGGAUCUGAGUUUUUGCAGAAGAUUCCACCAGAAACAUCUUUAAUUCCCCCCCCAUUAACAUCAAGAGGUACCCUAAACAUAAACAUAAACACAAAGGGGCUAUGCACAUGAGCAUGUCAGUUUGUGUUGGACCUCUGGAUGUGGGUCAGGUGUUUUCCAGUCCUGUACAAUUAAUUAACUGGUCCUGCACUGAGUCACAGUCUCAACAGUUUGUGGCCCACCCUCAUUCCAUCAGAGCAUAUAAAAUCCUGCGAUUUAUUAGCGUAUUUUUCGCUUUGUCACCUCGUGUUUUAAACUGUUUCACUUCGCUGUUCGUUUGGUGGUUUUGUUUUCAUUUCGUAGAGUUCUAAAUUUGUAGUAUUUGUCGCACUAUUUUUUAGCAGCAGAUAGAAUCUUGCGGAGAGAGAAAAAUGAAAUCAUAAGAUAAGAGUAUGCGGAAUAAUGAACUGUAUAUGGAACUACAGUAUAAUGUCCUGGAUAACAUGGUCGGCUUUGAGAUUCGUGCAGAGAGUUAUCAGGGGCUGUCCCCACCUUGUCAUUGUGUUUUUACCAUUUUUCCCAGCAUUUCAUAGUUUGGUGGUGUAUGGUCACCACCCCCCUUACUGCUAUGCUUGUUUUGUGGUGGGGCUCCACCAAAAUAAAGCUUCAGCUUACUCCAAAAGCACUCUCUCUAGUGCUACAGUGGGUGAUCAUAAAAGCCCUUCUAAGCAUGUAGGAAUGUGAUCAUCCCCCACUCCCCACCACCCCAAAAAAACAAAAACAUAAACCCCCUCAUCAUCAUUCACAACAAAUAAAACCAAUCCCCACCCCCCCAAAACUCUCUCUCUCAAUCUAUCUCUCUCUCUCUUCCAAAUUUAAUGAGAAGCAUAAUGGGAAGAAGCUUCAACCCUUCCUCAUUCCCCUCCUCCAAGAGAAACUUCGAGAAGAUGCCCAAGGAAGAAGAGAGAGGAGGACGAGGAGGAGAGAGAGUGAAGAGAGACAAGGAAGAGAAAUUGCGGGAGGAAGAGGCUCUUUCUUUCGCCGCAGCUGCCGCCGCUAAAACCGCCAUCCCUUCUUCGUCCUACUACCACUUUCAUAAGUCUGCAAUAGCCAUCACCGCUGCAAACAAGAGAAGCACUUCUUUUCCGCCUUUAGCGUCCGGAGCUUGGAUGCUCAGGCUCCGGUCGGCUCUUGCGGCGGCAAUUGCCGCUGGGAGUCGACGGAGCAGCCGUGGCCCUAUCGGCGGCCUCCCCCGGAUGGUGGCCGGCACGCUCUUCGGCCAGCGGCGGGGCCGCGUCCGCUUGGCCUUCCAGGCGGACCCCCGCACCCCGCCGGCCCUCCUCCUCGAGCUCGCUGCCCCCACCGCCGCCCUCGUCCGCGAGAUGGCCUCAGGCCUCGUGCGCAUCGCCCUUGAGUGUGAUCGCGCGUCGUCGACGGCGCCGUUGCCGCCGCUCCUAGAGGAGCCGGUGUGGCGGGCGUACUGCAACGGUAGAAAGUGUGGCAGGGCCGUCCAGCGGGAGUGCGGCGACGCCGACCAGGACGUUUUGAGGGCCGUCGAGGCGGUGUCAGUGGGGGCCGGGGGUGAGGGGGGAGAUCAACGGCGAGGGCCUGCUGGAGGGGGAGGAGCUGAGGAGGUGCGCCGGAGGAGCGGAGGGGGAGGGGGAGAGAGGGGACGUGAUGUACAUGAGGGCAAAAUUUGA
Ananas comosus (pineapple) is the source of this 2232-nucleotide messenger RNA. Its product is annotated as protein MIZU-KUSSEI 1-like. The record is from RefSeq and is a predicted model, not a curated record. NCBI's taxonomy places the organism in Eukaryota, Viridiplantae, Streptophyta, Magnoliopsida, Poales, Bromeliaceae. The transcript has a single exon. Gene Ontology annotation, biological process: hydrotropism. Bases 1411 to 2232 code for a protein of 273 amino acids.